Effrenium voratum is the source of this 862-nucleotide messenger RNA. The record is from the annotation of a GenBank genome assembly. Lineage: Eukaryota; Dinophyceae; Suessiales; Symbiodiniaceae.
UCAGCUGUAGAUUCUGCGUUCGGCCCGGCAUGUUCAGCAAUGCCGCGCGGCGAAUGGGGCAGACUGCCAAUCAAUACAGAUGGGCUGGUCCUGUGGCGCUGGGCAUCAUCGGGGGCAUCCCUGCCUACUUCACCUAUGAUCACUUUGCCACCCUGCGCUUGGCAAAGGACUACGAGAAGCUGGUUAGAGACAAGUGCUACAUGGACAUCAGCAUUGGGAACCAGUACGCCGGCCGCAUCGUUUUCGGGCUCUACUCCGACAUAGUCCCACUGACCUGCGAGAACUUCGUGCAGCUCUGCAAGGGCUACCGGGUCAAGGAUCGGGUCAUAGGAUACCAGAACACUCUGAUCCACAAGAUCAAGCCGGGCGCGGCCAUUUCAGGUGGUGACGUGAUUGAGGGAUCUGGCAAGACGAGGGGCCUGAGCAUCUACGGGGAGGCUUUCCCGGACGAGAACUUUGAGGUCAGCUUCGUGCGGGAUGGCGACCUGGCCAUGUGCAACUGGGGCAAGAACACCAACUCGUCGAUCUUCAUGAUCACCUUAUCGCAGCAGCGCGCCUUCACGAACCACCACGUGUGCUUCGGAACCGUCCUGAGAGGCAUGCGCGUGGUGCGGCAAAUCGGCGAGCUGGGCACCCGCGUUGGAAGACCUGCUAUGGCGAUCCGCAUCGUGCAGUGUGGCGUGCUCGAGGGGGAGGAGGAGCCUCCGCCGCCCACGGUGGCGGACUUGGUGGAUGACUCCGUGCCCCUCAUGACGGAGGAGGAGUUCCGGUCUGCAAGCGAGCACAAGAAGCCGGCCGCCGCCCAGCCAUCGUAAAAGGCGCACGCCCGGCCCAAAGGAGCGCCCCUGAUUUUCGGCCGGAA